GUACACACUUAGCCUACUAUAGUAUCUCAUGACCUAGCUUCGUUAUAACUUCACGUAAGACUUUUCUGAGCGCUCUCUCUGAACGUUUUUCACUCCCAAAAUUUUGUAAUAAUCUUGGGAUACUCUCACUUCAUCAAUCAAUUCUUCAAUUCUGAUCAGUGGACCACUACAAAGUUGCAUAAUAUUAUAAUAAGCUGGGUUCUACUACAUGUCACAGAGUUAGACUUGCUUGAUUGGGUAUCACGCAGGAGAAGUGUGCUGACAGUGCAGUGUGUUGUGUACAUUACAUAUACAUUGACCGUAACGUAUAGCGAUAACCCUUUUCGUAAUGACAACUUUUGGAAGAGCCCGAAGUGUCGCGAGCAAGUUCAUCACGCGACAACCAAGCAUUCUGAGAAUGGCAGUGAACGGGGAGAGAUCAGUCCUCAUCACCAACGGCACCAUGAGCUGUCAGGGAAAUGGAGUUUCAAAGAGGGGCAAAGUAUUGUCUUUAGAAACAAUGAAUCCACACAUACGAUUGAUGGAAUAUGCCGUCAGAGGCCCCAUCGUCCAACGUGCCACGCAGAUUCAGAAGGAAUUGGAACAGGGAGAUACCAAGGCUUUCCCCUCAGUUAUCAAGUGCAAUAUUGGAGAUGCUCAUGCGAUGGGUCAAAAACCAAUGACAUUUCUCAGACAGGUGGUAGCUCUAUGUACAUAUCCAGCGCUCAUGGAUGAUCCCAAAUUCCCAUCAGAUGCAAAGCAGAGGGCGCAGAGGAUACUGGAUGGAUGCAAAGGAGGCAGUUUAGGUUCAUACAGUGAGAGCACCGGGCUUGAAAUCAUCCGUAAAGACGUGGUAGACUACAUCAAGAGGAGAGAUGGAGGACUGGAGAGCAAUCCAAAGGAUAUUAUGCUGUCUGCUGGAGCCAGCGAGGCCAUUAGAAUUGUACUUAGGAUGCUGGUGUCUGGAGAAGGUAAAGAGAAGACUGGUGUCAUGAUCCCCAUUCCACAGUAUCCCUUGUAUUCAGCUUCAUUAGCAGAGAUCAAUGCAAGACAGAUCAAUUAUUACCUCGAUGAAGACAACGCAUGGGGUCUUGACAUAGCCGAGCUUCAAAGGUCGAUAGAUGAAGCACGGAAGCACUGCACACCUAGAGCUAUAGUAAUCAUCAACCCAGGAAACCCUACAGGCCAAGUACUUAGCCGGCAAAAUAUAGAAGACGUCAUCAAAUUUGCUUACAAGGAGAAUCUCUUUAUAUUGGCUGAUGAGGUGUAUCAAGACAAUGUAUAUGCUGCCGGUAGUAAAUUUUAUUCUUUCAAGAAAGUACUCCAUGACCUAGGACCUGACUACGCAGGACAGGAACUCGCGUCUUUCAUGUCAACGUCAAAGGGAUACAUGGGAGAGUGUGGAUUAAGAGGUGGAUAUUGUGAACUAGUAAACAUUGAUCCUGAUGUACAAGCUCAACUCUUCAAAGCCUGCACAGCAAAGCUUUGCCCAACAGUUAGCGGGCAGGCUGUAAUGGAUGUGGUGGUGAACCCUCCACGUGAAGGAGAAGAAUCAUAUGAGUCAUUUCAAAAGGAAAAGAAGCAUGUCCUGGAUACUUUAGCAUUGAAAGCAAAGGUAGUUGCAGAUGGAUUUAACUCCCUCGAAGGCGUGAAGUGCAAUGCAGUUAUGGGAGCUAUGUACUCAUUUCCAAGUAUAUCACUGCCAAGGAAAGCGAUAGAGAAGGCAAAGGAGUUGGGUAAGCAGCCUGAUUUAUUCUACGCUGAACACUUCUUGGAGGAGGCUGGUGUUUGCGUGGUACCUGGUAGCGGUUUCGGCCAAAGAGAAGGAACCUAUCACUUCAGAAUGACGAUUCUACCAUCCGUUGAGCUGAUCCACGAUGUCAUGGAAAGAUUUAAAACCUUUCACACAAGGUUCAUGGAAAAGUAUGGCGACAGCGAAUCUGUGAAUGCCAAGAUGUGAACAAACUCUGAAAUAUGUUGAUCAAUUUAGUGGUUUCUGAUACUUGCCAAGACUUUGAUUUUAACAUGGGCAAUAAUUUUAUUAACUCGUGACAUGCCAGAUCUGUGGGAUUUAUAUGUUUUGUGGGAUGGCAGUUGGUGGCAUGUUUAGAGUUGAUAGGUGAAAGGUCACAGAUGCGCUUCUAUCGAAUCGGAACAAAAAUGAGAGGAAAAUGGGAAUUUAUCUUUGAAUUCAGCUAUGCAGACGAGCAAAGUGACUUGUUGGAAUGUUAACGCAUCUGCAGAAACCCAAACAAGAUUGUUGCUUUUCUCAACAGAUGGUCACAACAUCUUGAUUGCCAUCUUCAGCUGAAAACUGUAAAGGUGAGGUUUGAAAUAAUAUAGGGCCCCACUUGUAUGGAUUUGA
Messenger RNA from Lytechinus variegatus (green sea urchin), 2344 nucleotides. RefSeq names its product alanine aminotransferase 1-like. Gene Ontology annotation, molecular function: L-alanine:2-oxoglutarate transaminase activity; pyridoxal phosphate binding. The transcript has 13 exons. The coding region runs from base 329 to 1939 and encodes 536 amino acids. Gene Ontology annotation, biological process: biosynthetic process. The record is from RefSeq and is a predicted model, not a curated record. Lineage: Eukaryota; Metazoa; Echinodermata; Echinoidea; Temnopleuroida; Toxopneustidae.